This is a messenger RNA of Lathyrus sativus (Indian pea), 549 nucleotides long. The record is from the annotation of a GenBank genome assembly. Lineage: Eukaryota; Viridiplantae; Streptophyta; Magnoliopsida; Fabales; Fabaceae.
AUGGGCGCUUCUGGCAACAAUUUGCUCCAAGUUGUCCUAAAAAACUUCGACGUUCUUGCUCUGCCUUUGGUGACCCUCGUUUAUCCUCUAUAUGCUUCAAUCAAGGCCAUUGAGACCAAGUCUAGUGUUGAUGACCAACAAUGGCUUACAUAUUGGGUUCUCUACUCUUUGAUCACACUCUUCGAGCUUACGUUUGCCAAAGCUCUUGAACUGCUUCCAAUUUGGCCUUAUGCGAAGUUGAUACUGAGUUGUUGGUUGGUUCUUCCUCACUUUAAUGGAGCAGCCCAUGUUUAUAGACACUAUCUUAGACCAUUCUACAUGAAUCCACAACUGCCACAAAUGCCGCAAAUACCAGGAACUUCUCAAAUGUGGUAUGUUCCGCGGAAGAACAUAUUUAGUAAACAAGAUGAUGUUCUUACUGCUGCAGAGAGAUACAUGCAAGAACACGGAACUGAAGCAUUCGAAAGACUCAUUACCAAGACUGACAGAGAAGCCAGAGCAAGGAGGAGCGGAAACUACAUGAUCUUUGAUGAUGAUUAUAGAUAUUAA